Molecule: messenger RNA, 1242 nt
Organism: Cryptococcus deneoformans JEC21
Lineage: Eukaryota; Fungi; Basidiomycota; Tremellomycetes; Tremellales; Cryptococcaceae
Product: expressed protein
Exons: 6
Coding region: 67-1194 (375 amino acids)
Cellular component (GO): mitochondrion
Molecular function (GO): protein-containing complex binding
Source: RefSeq, a predicted model, not a curated record
UGCAGCUCCGUAUACCGAUGUCCUUUUACUAAAACAACACAUCUCACAGCCCCCCGCCCCGGUACCAUGAUCACAAGAAGACUCGCAUCCACUGUCUCUGUCCCUCCCGAGACCAAGUCUCCUCGCAAGAUUGUCCUAGUAGGAGCCGGUUUUCUCGGAUCGUACGUCGUCAAAGCCUUGAUUGCAGAUCCCCGUAACCGAAUCCAGAUUGUAUCUCGUCACCCUCAAUCUCUCCAUUCCAAACUGUCUACUUUGGGAGCCCAGAUCCUCCCCCCCGCCUCGGUGGACAUCACCUCGCCUUCCUCCACCUCGGAACUGCGCAAAGCCUUCAAGGGGGCUUCCGCCGUCGUUUCCUUGGCGGGCUUGUUGGUGGGGAGCGACAAGCAGAUGAAGGCGCUGCAGGAAGAUGGGGCGAGGAGGGUUGGGGAAGCUGCUAGUGAGGAAGGUGUAGGCAGGGUGGUUGGCGUGAGUGCCAUUGGGGCUGACCUGCGAGGUGUAACUGCCUAUUGGAGGACCAAGGCGAAAGGGGAAGAUGCUAUACGUGAAUACCAUCCGACUGCAACGAUCAUUCGUCCUUCACUCCUCUUCGGUCCCGGCGACUCUUUCUUCUCGCGCUUUGCAACCUUGGCAAAGUACCUCCCUUUCCUCCCAGUCUUUGGAGGCGGUAUCACUCGAUUCCAGCCGGUAUAUGUAGGGGACGUUGCACGGGCGGUCGAGAUAUGUUGUCGUGACGAUCCGAUUGUUGUCAGUCAAGUGGCUGGACGUAUCAUUGAAGCUGGCGGACCGGACAUCUUCACUUACCGCGAGAUGAUGGAGCUCGUGCUUCGCUAUACCCACCUUGAAGGUCGUCGAGCGAUCAUCUCUUUACCCUACUGGCUAGGCAGCGUGCAAGGGUUCUUUCUGGAAAAGUUGCCUGAAACAAUGUUCACCGUCACGCGAGAUCAAGUGAAGCAGCUACGGAACGAUAAUAUUGUAUCGCCCCAUCCACCCAUGUUUGCUCAGAAUUUUGAGGAUUUGCUGAAAGCGUUUCCAAGUUCGGCACCGAGCAGUGCGCCCCCUGGGGAUGCGGGGUUGCAAAGCGUAUACGACAUUUUGCCUACUUAUUUGGGGGUUGGGAAGAGGGAGGAGGGUAAGAGGACGCAUGGCCGGAAAAGUGCGAGUUUGGACGAGGUGAAGGGGAUGGGGAAGCGGUAGUGUCAGGGCUUGUACAUGUUUACUGCAGUUUAUGCAUUAUGGGAUGUA